AUGCGGCGAAACUACAGAAAAGUAGCAGCAUCUGUUGCUCUACUUUUGCUCUUGUGGCUUCUGAUAAAUGUUGUGUUCCAAGACAGCGAGCCAAAAUCGCUGCAUAUCGGUGAUAAAGUGGACGUUUACUCGUUGAUGAAGAUGGAAGACGAAGUUAUGAAGCUUUCUGUUCAGCACUUGGAUGAUUCCGAUUCCAACUUCAUCAAAUCCUCUAUCAAAGAAAGCUCGUAUAACUCUCUCAACAUGAUGACGUUUUCCGCUCUGGAUAAAUUUCCUCGCGAUGGUGUGAUCUCGUGGAAUGAGUAUCUGACGGACUUUUUGAUGAAGCUCGGUGUUUCAUUGGAUGGCACCAAGGAGAAAACUGAUGAAGCUGCAAAAGCAUUGAAUAGAACCAUGAAGGAGGAAAUAAUGGGCUUGAAAGCAGCUUGGUUUGAAUCCGUUCGAGGGGACCCUGACAGACUGAACAUUGAUGAGUUCUUGGCAUUCCGUCAUCCCGAGCAAUCUCACUCAUUUUUGCUGAAAAUAGUGGAAGAUGUUGCAAACAUUCUUGAUACCAACGGAGAUGGAGUUCUGAAUUUGGGAGAAUUCACAGAACUCAAACUGGACGAUGUGAGCAUGGAUAACUUUGCGCUCAGGUCCUUGUUCGACAAAGAUUUGAAGACGCUAUUUAAAGUGGUUGACAUCGACGGGAAAGGAACUGUCAAUCGUCAAGAGCUUUUGGCAUACUUGGAUAUGCGGAACCCGAUACAUGCCAGACGAGAAGCGAGAAGACUGGUUCAGACAGCGGAUUCUGAUAGAAAUGGGCGAGUCUCCGCGAACGAAGCAGUAAAUAAAGGGCCCGAAUUCCUGGCGUGUCGUUGGUUCAAUCCCGACGGUUUCCAGAAAAGUUUCAUGUGUACUAAGUUUACGAAGCGUGAUAUAUUAUUCAUCAUGGAUUACGUGGCGAGUUUGCGAAAAAAUAAGAGGACGACUUUGGAGCGAAUGGAGAAAUUUAUUUCCACUGAGCUCUUUACUGACGUGAACCUUCACGGUCAGCGUUAUUCAGCCGAGAAGGCGGUUACUGAUCUUUCGCAUUGGGCUGGGAAGGAUUCGGAGAAGGAUUGGCGGAAAUACCCUUUCAGCAUCGCAUCUGUGCAGACUUUCAAGCCCGUUAAUAUCGGAGAUUCCUUCGGGCCAACGUGGGCCACUCAUUGGUUCAAGGUUAUCAUUGACAUUCCGGAAUCUUGGAAAGGAGAAACUGUUCACCUUAUUUGGAAUUCCAGCACCGAAGCGCUUUUGUGGUCCGAAGAUGGAAAAGUGGUUCAGGGAUUUUCUUGCGUGGAUGAACCCGGGAGAGAGUAUUACGUCCUCGCAGAAAAUUUUGCGCCAACUGAUUCCCGACGUGUGUACUUCAUCGAAAUGGCUUGCAAUGGAUCCUUCGGAGCUGGUGCAAAUGCGAUUGGGCCCCCGGAUAUGAAGAAGGAAUUCAAGCUCGAAAUUUGCAAGAUAGCUGUGUUCAACAAAAGUGCCUAUUCCCUGGCCAUGGACUUGGAAAUUCUCGCGUCUCUUGCCAGGGAAGAUCCGUCCGAUGGUUUCACUGCCCACAAAGCGCUUUUCACUGGGAAUCAUAUGCUGAAUUUGAUGCAGGCUGGAAAAACUGAUGAGGCUCACAAGGUAGCGAAAGAGUUCUUUAAAGACAAACAAAGUAAAAGUCUGGAUUUUACUGUGGUUGCUGUGGGGAAUUGUCACAUUGAUUCCGCCUGGCUGUGGCCUGUGAGGGAAACCAUCAGGAAAUGUGCGAGAUCAUUUUCUAAUGCAAUCCGCCUGAUGGAGCUCUAUCCAGAAUUCAUAUUUGUGGCGUCGCAGGCCCAGCAAUUUGAAUGGAUCAAGGAUUAUUAUCCUUCGUUGUUCACUGAAAUCAAGGGUCGCGUGAAAGAAGGAAGAUUCGUGCCGGUCGGAGGAACGUGGGUUGAGAUGGACGGAAAUAUUCCGAGUGGAGAGGCCUAUGUUCGUCAUUUCCUGCUGGGCCAGAAGUUUUUCCUCGAAGAAUUCGGAAAGAAAUGCUCGGAGUUUUGGCUGCCGGAUACCUUCGGUUAUUCCGCCCAAAUUCCCCAAAUACUCCAGCACGUGGGGAUCAGUAAUUUUCUGACGCAGAAAAUUUCUUGGAAUGUCGUGAAUAAAUUCCCUCACCAUUCGUUCGUUUGGGAAGGUUUGGAUGGAUCGACUGUAUUGAGUCAUUUUCCUCCCAGCAACAGCUACACGGAUCGUGUCAAAGUUGCGAACGUGGUGGAAUUGGUGAAGAACUACUCUGACAAAGGAAGAGCAAGCCAGGCUAUUAUGUUGUACGGUUUUGGCGAUGGAGGCGGUGGCGCAACCCAAGACAUGCUGGAGCGCCGUCGACGACUGGAAAACAUUCCCGGAUAUCCCAAGCUGAAACCGGGAGUUCCGAGUGAAGUUUUCGAUCAGCUUGCGAAAGAGUCGAAGAAUUUGUGCCGUUGGGUCGGUGAGCUGUACCUUGAAAUGCACAAUGGCACUUACACGACGCAGGCGACCAUCAAAAAACAAAAUCGUCGCUGUGAGGAACUUCUGCGCAAUGUCGAAUUACUCUUGGCAAUGCUCGUUGUCCACGAAUCCGUGGAUGAAAAACUCCUGAAAAAGUGGCAAGGAAUAGUGACUGUAGCGUGGAAAAAGCUGCUGCUGAACCAGUUCCACGACAUUUUACCUGGCAGUUCGAUAGAAAUGGUGAAUGUGGACGCCAGAGAAGCCUUCGAAGAAAUUUCCAACAAUGUUGGCAAGGUUUUCCAAGAAAUUUCUGAAAGAUUUUUCGGUACUGGCAGAGAUGGAAAUCUCUUGCUGAAUACCUUGGCGUGGAAACGUCGCAAUGUCGUGAAAAUCCCUCGUGGCGGAAACACUCGUCACGUGAAUGUGAAUGAACAGUCUGCGCAACAAGACGAUCAAGGGACGUUUAUUGUCGUCGAAGCACCGCAAAUGAGCGUGGUGCAGCUUCUGCAGCAACCCAUGCCUGAAAUUUCUGUGAAAACUGAAAAGCUGCAAAACGGAAACUUCGUGCUGUCGAAUGCUUUCUUGAGAGCGGAGAUUGAUACGUAUGGAAGAAUUACUUCAACAAAAUUGAGCGGGUCUUCGAAGGAUGCCAUUUGCCAAGAGAGCAAAUUGGCAAACUCGAUUUGCAUUUACGACGACAUUCCGCUGUUCUGGGAUGCCUGGGACGUGAUGGACUACCACUUGGAGACGAGAAAAAUCUUGAACGCUCCUAAUGUGGAGGGAGUGAAAAUGAAGCCGGCGAGAAUUUUGCAAAAUGGACCACUGGUAUCUGCAGUGGAAUGGGAAAUGUCUUUCGGGAACGGAUCCAAAUUAUCCCAAAGGAUUAUUUUAGAUGCUGAGUCGCCGUAUUUAAUAUUCGAAACCAAUGUUGAUUGGAAGGAAAGCCACAAAAUCCUUAAGGCCGAAUUCCCCUUGAAUGUCCUGGCCCGGAAUGCGACGUACGAGAUUCAGUAUGGACACGUUGAAAGACCUACUCAUGCAAAUACGUCCUGGGACUGGGCGAAGUACGAAGUUGUAGGACACAGAUGGGCAGACAUGAGCGAGUGUGGUUUUGGAGUAUCACUGCUUAGCGAGUGCAAAUAUGGAUGGAGUAGUGAUGGUAACAAAUUGUCACUGUCACUUUUGCGAGCACCGAAAAGCCCGGAUGCGAAUGCUGAUAUUGGUGCUCAUGCUUUCAAAUAUGCUCUGAUGCCGCAUGCUGGCACUUUCCAGUCGGCGAAUGUCAUACAGCGUGCUCAUGAGUUCAACCAGCCGCUGAAGAUUCUCCACGGUGCAGCUAGGUUGGGAAAGCUUGCUGGGGCUGAGUCUUCAUGGAUUGAAGUGGACCAAAGGGCUGUCAUUUUAGAUGCCGUGAAGCUUUCAGAUAAUUUCAAGACGCACAGGGCUGUUGUGCUCAGAUUUUACGAGUCAUUUGGCAGCCAUGUUCCACUUACGAAUGUCACUUUGCAUUUCCCUGUGAAAGCUGUGACUGCGUGUAAUGGGCUGGAGGAGCCCUUGAAAUCUGGAGGUCUGAAGUUGAAUUCUCAUGGUGCAUCUACAUCUUUUGCUGUGGAUUUCAAGCCGUUCCAGAUUCAGUCAUUCCUUGUUGAGUUAUUCUGAGCGAAUUUUGCUUGGGCGGUGUCGGGUGGGUGGCGAUAUUUUUCCCCUGCUUUCAUUCCGAUUAGAGAUGGCAUUUUCUUUUGAUUAGACCAAUUUCAAUUACGACCUAGUGAAGGGAAGAAACUGAAUUAUAUUGUUCCAAUACUCACGAAUACUGAACAGUGCGCUGGAAAUGAAGGUUCCCCGGCAAAAAAUGUUCGCAACAGGGUUCAUUUCCGAUGGUGGUGGUGGAGGAAGGAAUUCUCUUCAUCGAAUGAUGAUUUGCUGAAUUGUGAAAUGUCCUAGACUGAACCAAAAACUGAUAACUGGCUCUUUCAGAGAAUAAAAUGAUUUGAUCCAGCA
Notodromas monacha is the source of this 4482-nucleotide messenger RNA. NCBI's taxonomy places the organism in Eukaryota, Metazoa, Arthropoda, Ostracoda, Podocopida, Cyprididae. The record is from the annotation of a GenBank genome assembly.